Messenger RNA from Meriones unguiculatus (Mongolian gerbil), 1680 nucleotides. RefSeq names its product rhophilin associated tail protein 1 like (gene Ropn1l). Lineage: Eukaryota; Metazoa; Chordata; Mammalia; Rodentia; Muridae. The record is from RefSeq and is a predicted model, not a curated record. The transcript is spliced from 6 exons. Bases 632 to 1357 code for a protein of 241 amino acids.
AUGCUCUUGGAACCAGAGACAUCUCUAAUCUGUGAAGUUGAAACUCUUCUUUAAGGAAAUCAAUAUUUAAAAAAACAACUGGUUUUUCUCCUUAUUCACUUAUUGCAAACACAGUGAUUAGGAAAGUCAAUGUGUCAAGGUACUGAGGAAAUAGCCUCUUAGAGAAGAUGUCUGCCUUUAAGGACCACAGUAGAGAGUAGAAAGUAACCAAAAGAUGGGAGAGAUAAGUGAGGUGCCUUGGGGUGACUGCCGGGACCUAGCUGCUUCCUCAGUAGGAUCUAUAGCUCUGCACUCACACACGCCUAAUUCUUCCAUCAGCCUGCUGGUGCUGUGGAAAAACACACAGUCACCAAGACAUAGGCCCCUCUGCAUCAGUUUACAUUGUUUAGCCAUUUAUGGUUUUGUUUUGCCUAUAUAAUACUGCCGAAGAGUUUCUGCCUGGAAUUUAUUGUUUAGGACCUACUUGGAGGAGCUUCUUGCUCAGGAGCCACAUUCACUUGUUCUUUGCUUAGGAGGCCAGUUUCUUGCCACAGUCUUCCUGGUAAAGCAGACACUCCCAUACAUAGUGGAUUCUUCGCAGAGGUGCCUGGAUGCCGAAAAAAAUGUGACGUAUUUGAACUUUGGAUACAGAAUGAAAAGCAAGCUGAUUCAUAGCACAGCACACCGGAUCGUCCCUGGCCGCCAAGGUCUGCCCAGAGCGAUGCCGCUGCCCGACACCAUGUUCUGCGCUCAGCAGAUCCAUAUUCCCCCGGAGCUGCCUGACAUCCUCAAACAGUUCACCAAGGCUGCCAUCCGCACGCAGCCGGUGGACGUGCUACAGUGGUCGGCGGGGUAUUUUUCAGCCCUGUCCAGAGGAGACCCACUUCCUGUAAAGGACAGAAUUGAAAUGCCCGUGGCCACGCAGAAGACAGACACAGGCCUGACCCAGGGACUCCUGAAAGUCCUGCACAAGCAGUGUAGCCACAAACAAUAUGUGGAAUUAUCAGAUCUUGAGAAGAAGUGGAAAAAUCUGUGCCUGCCAGUAGAAAAGUUCAGAGCUCUCCUGGAUCUGGAUCCAUGUGAAGAAAAAGUGGAGUGGAUAAAAUUUUUAGCACUUGGAUGUAGCUCCCUGGGUGGGACACUCAAUAGUGCCAUGAAGAACGCCUGUGAGAUCCUCACUGCAGACCCUGAGGGUGGGCCUGCUCGGAUUGCAUUUGAAACUUUUGCCUUCAUCUACCAGUACUUGUCCUCACUGGACCCUGGAAUCCCAGUCGCAGAUACAGAGGCAUAUCUUGCCACUCUAAAAGAGAAGUCAGAUGCUAGGAAGAAUGGCAUGAUUGGACUUUCGGACUUCUGCGUUAUAAGAAGGCCAAUCUAGGAAGCCUUGAAGGGAAAGCCCUGAAGAGUAGAGCGUUAAUACAAAGAGGAACACAUUUAAUGUCAAAGUAGUGCUUUUGAAAACCUUGGCGCCAAAUACAGCCUGUCAUUAAACACUUCCAUGUGACCUGUGAGUUUUUCUCAGCAGAAAUGUAACAUGACAGGUGCUCACACAGCCACCUGGUCACGGCUUCUCACUUGGUCUUGGAAGGGUGGUAAUGGUGGCAUGGCAAUCACUUUAGGUAAACUGAUCUGGAGAGAGCAGGGAAAGAAGUAGGGUGGGAAGUCUUAAGUGCUUAGCCCGCUUCCCAUGGAUAAUAACAA